Acaulospora morrowiae is the source of this 1041-nucleotide messenger RNA. The record is from the annotation of a GenBank genome assembly. NCBI's taxonomy places the organism in Eukaryota, Fungi, Glomeromycota, Glomeromycetes, Diversisporales, Acaulosporaceae.
AUGUCUGCGACCGAAAGCGCAUCGGCUAGUGGUACCUCGCAAAAACAACCCGCCGUUCUAAUAUGCAUCGGAAUGGCGGGUUCGGGAAAAACUACUUUCAUGCAGCGGCUAAACGCCCAUCUUCAUGGCAUAAAGAAGCCACCUUACGUGAUAAACCUUGAUCCAGCCGUAUCGCAGCUGCCAUUCACCGCCAACAUUGACAUUCGAGAUACCAUCAAUUACAAAGAGGUCAUGAAACAGUAUAAUUUGGGCCCAAACGGUGGCAUUUUGACGAGCUUGAACCUUUUUACGACAAAGUUCGAUCAAGUUCUUGAAUUCAUUUCCAAGCGUGCUCCGACACUUGAGCAUAUCAUCGUAGAUACCCCUGGUCAGAUUGAGAUCUUUACGUGGUCGGCGUCUGGAGCCAUAAUAACCGAGGCGUUAGCAGCAACGUACCCAUGCGCGGUGGCUUAUAUCAUAGAUACACCGAGAACAACUAGUCCUAGCACCUUUAUGAGCAACAUGUUAUAUGCAUGUAGUAUCCUAUACAAAACCAAACUUCCGUUCAUCCUGGUUUUCAAUAAAAUUGACGUAGUCUCACAUGAGUUCGCCGUGCAAUGGAUGACUGAUUUCGAAGCAUUUCAGCAGGCAUUACAAAAGGACACGAGCUACAUGAGCAAUCUCAUGAAUUCGAUGUGUUUGGUGCUUGAAGAGUUCUACCGGCACUUAAGGGUUGUUGGUGUUUCAGCAGUAACCGGAGAAGGAAUGCAGGAGUUUUUUGGAGCGGUGGAUGAGGCUGUUAAGGAAUAUGAAAGCGUGUACAAGCCCGAACUUGAGAAACUGAUUCAGGAAAAGAUAAAACGCCAAGAAACUGCAAGACAAACACAGGUGACUCAAUUAAUGAAAGAUUUGGACGUUUCGGAUUCUUCGAUGAGAGAAAAUGUACAAAAAGAUAGUGGCGAUGAAGAAGAAGUCAUUUAUGAUGAAGAUGCGGAUUAUGAACAAAUGCAGAGACACCAAGAACAAUUGGAAGAACAGAGUUUCAGCAGAUGGGUCAAUCAA